Eruca vesicaria subsp. sativa (arugula) is the source of this 4258-nucleotide messenger RNA. The record is from the annotation of a GenBank genome assembly. Lineage: Eukaryota; Viridiplantae; Streptophyta; Magnoliopsida; Brassicales; Brassicaceae.
AAAAUAACAAAACAAUAGAAAAAGAGACGUAGAUAUUGAAUUGGUCCCUAUGAACAAAGGCCACCUCAAACGACUACGUUUCUCCACUAUAAAACAACUCUUUUCCAUGCAGAAACACAUUCAAUCACUUCUUUCUCAUCUUCUUCAAACAUUAGACACUUUCUCCAUUGUUUCUUCCCUUAAUAAUUUGGAGAAAAUAGCCUUAGUAGCCGGUUAAAAUUUUCCGGUGAAAACAAUGGCGACUCCGGCAUGGAGUCAUGCCAAGGGUCCAUGGGUAAUCGCCAUUAUGGCGUUACUCGUUGGCUCGGCAAUCGCUACUGAACCUUACUAUUAUAACUCUCCUCCACCACCCUAUGAGUAUAAAUCUCCACCGCCUCCAGUUGCAUCUCCUCCACCCCCUUAUGAAUACAAAUCUCCUCCUACUCCAGUUAAGUCGCUUCCACCACCGUAUGAGUACAAAUCUCCUCCUCCUCCGGUUAAGUCUCCUCCACCUCCUUAUUAUUACCACUCUCCACCACCACCUGUGAAGUCUCCUCCCCCUCCUUAUGUAUACCACUCUCCACCACCACCCGUGAAGUCUCCUCCCCCUCCUUAUGUCUACCACUCUCCUCCUCCUCCAGUUAAGUCUCCUCCCCCUCCUUAUGUCUACCACUCUCCUCCUCCUCCAGUUAAGUCUCCUCCCCCUCCUUAUGUCUACCACUCUCCACCACCACCCGUGAAGUCUCCUCCCCCUCCUUAUGUCUACAACUCUCCUCCUCCUCCAGUUAAGUCUCCACCACCGUAUUACUACCACUCCCCACCUCCUCCAGUGAAGUCUCCACCACCGCCGUAUUAUUACCAUUCCCCACCACCUCCAGUGAAGUCUCCUCCACCACCAUACUACUACCAUUCCCCACCACCUCCGGUAAAGUCUCCUCCACCACCUUACUACUAUCACUCUCCACCUCCUCCAGUGAAGUCUCCUCCACCACCAUACUAUUAUCACUCUCCUCCUCCACCAGUCAAGUCUCCACCACCACCUUACUACUACCACUCUCCUCCUCCUCCAGUCAAGUCUCCUCCACCACCAUACUACUACCACUCUCCACCCCCUCCGGUAAAGUCUCCUCCACCACCGUACUACUACCACUCUCCACCCCCUCCGGUAAAGUCUCCUCCACCACCGUACUACUACCACUCUCCACCACCACCGGUAAAAUCUCCUCCACCUCCAUACUACUACCACUCUCCACCCCCUCCGGUAAAGUCUCCUCCACCACCGUACUACUACCACUCUCCACCACCACCGGUAAAAUCUCCUCCACCUCCAUACUACUACCACUCUCCACCCCCUCCGGUAAAGUCUCCUCCACCACCAUACUAUUACUCAUCUCCACCACCACCAAAAUCUUAUCCUCCACCAUACUAUUACUCAUCUCCACCACCACCACCAAAGUCGUACUCCCCACCGUACUACUAUUCAUCACCACCACCUCCGGUGUCAUACCCUCAUCCUCACCCACACACACAUCCACUUGUCUUCAAAGUUGUUGGUAAGGUGUAUUGUUACAGAUGUUAUGACUGGACAUACCCCAAAAAGUCCCACGAUAAGAAGCAUCUCAAAGGUGCUGUUGUGGAAGUGACUUGCAAGGCCGGUGACAAGACAGUGAAGGCAUACGGAAAGACCAAAAACAACGGUAAAUACGCAAUCACCGUUAAAGGAUACAACUACCGUAAAUAUGGUGGCGAAGUCUGCACUGCCAAGCUUCAUGCUCCGCCUAAGGGAUCGCCAUGUAACAUUCCUACAAGUUACCAUAUGGGUAACAAAGGUGCAAAACUCCAUGUGAAAUCAAAGACAAAGGACGAGGUUGUGCUAUAUGCUAAGUCAUUUGCUUAUGCACCUAAAAAACCUUACGGUGAAUGCCACAAACCGGCUCCUUACCAUCCUCCAUACUACUACAAAUCUCCACCACCACCGUCUCCGGUUUACUACUACAAGUCACCACCACCACCGGCUCCAACCUACGUCUACAAGUCUCCACCACCACCAACCCCGGCUUAUGUCUACAAAUCACCACCUCCACCAACCCCAACCUAUGUUUACAAAUCACCACCACCACCAACUCCAACUUACGUGUACAAGUCACCACCACCGCCAACUCCGACAUACGUUUACAAAUCACCACCACCACCAACUCCAACUUACGUGUACAAGUCACCACCACCGCCAACUCCGACGUACGUUUACAAAUCACCACCACCACCAACUCCAACUUACGUGUACAAGUCACCACCACCGCCAACUCCGACAUACGUUUACAAAUCACCACCACCACCGACUCCAACAUAUGUAUAUAAGUCUCCACCACCACCAACCCCUACUUAUGUCUACAAGUCACCGCCUCCACCAACUCCGACAUAUGUCUACAAGUCUCCACCACCACCAACCCCUACUUAUGUCUACAAGUCACCGCCUCCACCAACUCCAACAUAUGUCUACAAGUCACCACCACCACCGACUCCAACCUAUGUCUACAAAUCACCGCCUCCUCCUACUCCGACAUACGUCUACAAGUCGCCACCUCCUCCUACUCCAACUUAUGUUUACAAAUCACCACCCCCUCCAACGCACACUCCUACACCAUACUACUACCACUCUCCACCACCACCAGUAAAAUCUCCUCCACCUCCAUAUUAUUAUCACUCACCACCACCACCCGUCAAAUCCCCGCCACCUCCAUACUACUACCAUUCUCCACCACCUCCGGUGAAAUCUCCUCCCCCUCCUUACUACUACCACUCACCACCUCCUCCAGUGAAGUCUCCUCCUCCACCAUACUACUAUCACUCCCCACCUCCUCCGGUGAAAUCUCCUCCUCCACCUUACUACUACCACUCCCCACCUCCUCCGGUGAAGUCUCCUCCUCCUCCUUACUACUACCACUCCCCACCUCCUCCGGUGAAGUCUCCUCCUCCACCUUACUACUAUCCCUCUCCACCUCCUCCGGUGAAAUCUCCUACUCCACCUUACUACUAUCACUCUCCACCUCCUCCGGUGAAGUCACCACCACCACCAUAUUACUAUCACUCCCCUCCCCCUCCGGUGAAAUCACCACCACCACCAUAUUACUAUCACUCCCCUCCUCCUCCGGUGAAAUCACCUCCACCACCAUACUACUACCACUCACCACCACCACCGGUGAAAUCACCACCACCACCAUACUACUACCACUCACCCCCUCCACCGGUGAAAUCACCACCACCACCAUACUACUACCACUCUCCACCUCCUCCGGUAAAAUCUCCACCGCCACCAUACUAUUACCAUUCACCACCUCCUCCUGUCAAGUCACCACCACCACCUUACUACUACCAAUCACCUCCCCCACCAGUGAAAUCACCUCCACCACCUUACUACUACCACUCACCACCACCACCUGUGAAAUCUCCUCCUCCACCUUACUACUACCAUUCACCACCCCCUCCAGUCAAAUCUCCUCCUCCACCUUACUACUACCAUUCACCACCUCCUCCGGUGAAAUCCCCACCACCACCAUACUAUUACAACUCUCCACCACCACCAGUAAAAUCUCCCCCACCUCCAGUCUACAUCUACGCUUCUCCCCCACCUCCUAUCCAUUACUAGGCUCAUCAAAUUCAACAAAAUUUCCUCAUUAUUCAAGUUUUCUUUUUAAAAAUGAAAUAAAGGAAGGGUUAAAGUCAAAGAUGAGAAGAAGUGAACCAAAUAAGGAUCGUCUCGUGGAAACCAUGAACAAUACAUCUCCAACAAUGAUCCACAUCACUUCCUCUUCUUCAUUGUCGCUCAUCUUCCACUCCUGCAUCAUCAUCUUCGCGUCUUCAUCAAGUCGGAUUGUUUCAAAAACCCUUUUAGAUCGUAUACUACUCUUCCUUGUAAGCUUUUGUUAUCGUUAUUUAUUUGUUGUGCAUACAUUUUCUAAAUAUUUUUUACAUUAAUGUAAUGAGUGAGGUGUUAGCAGAUAAAAAAUGUUCAGUUUCGUGUUUCUUAAGACUGUUCGUUUUAAUGUUAUUUUUAUAUUUUUGAAAAUUCAAAUUUGAAAGACAGUUCGAUGAGUUGGUCAUACGACAUAUCGUUUAUAUAUGUUGGUACAGGCAGAAAGUGAGCCUUGCUUCAAACGUUGGAAAGUGAAAGUAAAAACAUGACAACAAUCUUUGCGAUCUUAUUGGCAUAUUAGUUAAUUGUGUUUAUGGAGUUAGUCAGAGAAUCACUUUCGUUCAACUAAAUUCUACCUGUUUUUUU